Messenger RNA from Salarias fasciatus (jewelled blenny), 2696 nucleotides. Its product is annotated as glucosamine-6-phosphate isomerase 2-like. Gene Ontology annotation, biological process: D-glucosamine catabolic process; N-acetylglucosamine catabolic process; N-acetylneuraminate catabolic process. The transcript is spliced from 8 exons. Gene Ontology annotation, cellular component: cytoplasm. Lineage: Eukaryota; Metazoa; Chordata; Actinopteri; Blenniiformes; Blenniidae. The coding region runs from base 518 to 2017 and encodes 499 amino acids. Gene Ontology annotation, molecular function: identical protein binding; glucosamine-6-phosphate deaminase activity. The record is from RefSeq and is a predicted model, not a curated record.
GGAAGUGGAGCAGGAGCAGGAAGUGCUGAUGGAGGCAGAGCAGGCAGGCAGCCCGGAGCGGCAGAGCAGCGCUCCCCUCCUGAGAGACGGAGAAGACCGGAGAGAAGAACCGCUCCUGAAGGCGGGUGUGGUGGAAAUCGCAGUUGAUGUGUUUUGGAGCGUGCGGGCUUCCGUAGCCGACCGGAUCUCUGAACUCUUGUUUCUGCGGGCCCCACAGGACCGUCCUCUUCCUCAGUCACUCUGUCUUGAGUUUCCAGGGACUCGGUCUGCAGAGAGACGCAGUCUCGUCCUCAUGGUGUCUCUGGUCCUGGUCUCUGAUCACCACUGUCUGACCGGAGGCUCUGCGGGGUCACGUGGGGAUGGGGCUGCAUGCUGUACUGUCACCAUAACAACCAGAAACCUGCAGAGCCCCUGGAAGCUGCUCCUCUCUCCAGUUCCUUUAUUCACACUGAAGGCAUCAGAACUCCAGAUGAACGCAGAAGGAAGUCUGUAGUGAAGAGAAACGUGGAGCAGCUGGAUGUUCCAGCUUCCUCAGAGACCAGUGCUUCAGGACAGCGCAGACAGAGCAAGGACAGAGGGACGGGGACGCAGCGGCAGCUCGACAGCCUCAGCAGGGAGUCCCAGAGCGGACGGCCGUCCUGGACCAGGACUCCCUGUGUGGAGGCGUGUCUCACUGCAGAGAGGAGCCAGCCCAGGGCCAGGACAACAGCAGGGACACUCUGUCCACCUGGACAUCCUGGACAGCGGUCAGUCUGGAGGGAGCUGGCCAGGAGACCAGGGCGAAGACAGACUACAGUCUUCAGAGAAGACGAACUACAGACAGACUUCAGAGAAGACAGACUACAGACAGACUUCAGAGAAGACAGACUACAGACACUGGGUUCAUUCAUACAGUGAAGCGACGCUCAGAUUCAACAGAAUACAAACCCAGACGGCAGCCUUCAUCAGUCCGCCACGCCAGCAGUCCCUCUUCUCAUCCUACCAUCGCAUUUCUUUACUAGACUGUGGACUGGACCGCUGUGGAUGCAGAGGUAAUAUCGGUGUGUGUGUGUGUGUGUGUGUGUGUGUGUGUGUGUGUGUGUGUGUGUGUGUGUGUGUGUGUGUGUGUGUGUGUGUGUGUGUGUGUCCUGCAGCUGAAGCAAUGAGGCUGGUCAUCCUGGACGACUACGAGCUGGCCAGCGAGUGGGCCGCAAAGUACAUCCGCAACAGAAUCAUCCAGUUCCAGCCCACCGCCGAGCGCUACUUCACCCUGGGCCUGCCUACAGGAAGCACUCCUUACGGCUGCUACUUGAAGCUGAUUGAGUUCUACAGGAGAGGGGAGCUUUCUUUCAAAUAUGUGAAAACGUUCAACAUGGAUGAAUAUGUUGGUCUGCCGCGAGCUCACCCCGAGAGCUACCACUCCUACAUGUGGAAUAACUUCUUCAAGCACAUUGACAUCGAUCCAGCCAACGCGCACAUCCUGGACGGGAAUGCAGAGAACCUGGAGGCGGAGUGUGAGGCCUACGAGCAGAAGAUCGCCGACGCUGGAGGAAUCCAGCUGUUCGUUGGAGGUCAGAGGUCAGACGGCCCGCACGCCUCCGGCGGCUGGCGUGCUCUCACGCUGCUCUCCUGCCGUAGGUAUCGGGCCCGACGGACACAUAGCCUUCAACGAGCCCGGCUCCAGUCUGGUCUCCAGGACCAGGGUGAAAACACUGGCCAAGGACACCAUCGUGGCCAACGCUCGCUUCUUUGGCAACGACCUGUCCAAGGUGCCCACCAUGGCUCUGACGGUGGGAGUCGGAACUGUCAUGGAUGCCAAGGAGGCGCUCACAAAGCCUUCGCUCUGUACAAAGCCAUUGAGGAGGGAGUCAACCACAUGUGGACCGUCUCGGCCUUCCAGCAGCAUCCGCGCACGAUUUUCAUCUGCGACGAGGACGCCACCCUGGAGCUGCGAGUGAAAACAGUCAAAUACUUCAAAGGGUUAAUGCAUGUCCACAAUAAGCUGGUGGAGCCACUGCUCAGCAUCAAGGACCUAUGACAGUCAGAGAGGACCGCCCAGACCAGGACCUGGAGGUCAACAACUCACUGUCUGUUACCUGCUGCUGUUUUUUUUCUUUGAUUUACUGUGUUGAAUGGUGCAUGUCUCUUAUUUCUGGAUUUAUGUUACCUGAGAAAACUGUUGCUUUGAGACUGCUCCAGGUCAAUCAAUACUCACUCUGCAUUUGGAGAACCCGAAAACAUUCUUGGUUUGAAAUGUCAUUGCAGGCUGCUAUUUAAGUCAUUAAGGAUAUAAACAUGGUCAGUCGACGUUCUUGAGGCUCAACAGUUAUAACAGUUCUGCUGAAAGAACUAAAAAAAUCAUCACAGUCUUUUACACUGUUGAUUUUGUUGGCUAGCUUAGCAUAGCAUUAGCAUUGGUGAUGUCUUCUCUGUCCUCUCCUCCUGCUCUGUGUUCUUGAUGUUUCGUUCCACUUCUUCCUCCAUUAGUGAACAUUGUAAAUGUUUAGAAGAUCUGUGCUGUCAUUUUAAAGCUGUUUAAGGUUGGAGGAUGUUCUGAAGUUUCUUUCACGUUAGAGUUACCUGAUGCACCUUGAGAGUGAGUUAGCAGGUGAUUGGCUCGAGGGAGCAGGGGGCGGGGAAAUGACGCCAGGAGGAGACGUUUCCUUUUUGAUGGAUGUGCCUUUGGAGAAUAAAUGAAGAUGGAGGUGUCCCACUGA